AUGCAACGCGGCACACAACAGCUGGCGCUUCAAGAGGAGCUGAGGAAGCUGCAGGAGCAGAGCUCCAUCCACCGCCUCUCCGAGCGCAACUGCGUCGAACUCAUCAUGCGCCUCGUCAAACUGGGCAAGCUCACCGAGUACGUCACGCCGGAGCAGCUGGAGAGCGAGAUACGCGACGAGCUGAUGCAGCACGGCGGCAAGGUGGGCGUGCUCAACCUGCCCACGCUACUCAACAUCGAUCUCAACCACAUCGAAGCCCGGCUCGCCGAGAUGCUCAAGCGCGACAAGCGCCUGCAGAUCAUGAACGGUGAGGUCAUGACCAAGUACUACUUGGAUGGCGUGGCGCAGGAGAUCAACGAAGCCCUGGCCGAGUCGGGCCAGAUCAUCCUGACCGAGCUUGCGCCUCGCUUCAGUCUCACUACGGACUUCGUAGUGCAGAUCGUGCAAGAGCGAUUGGGGCGAACCAUCAAGGGCCAGCUGGAGCAGGGCGUGCUCUACACCCACCUCUUCAUCGACCGCUGCAAGGCCCAGAUGCGUGCCGCAUUCUCAGCCAUCACACGGCCCACGCCGAUCUCGCAGAUUGUGUCGACCUAUUCGUUCAACGAGCGCCUGUUCUAUGUGCGGGAGUUGGAAAACACGUAA
Messenger RNA from Acanthamoeba castellanii str. Neff, 642 nucleotides. RefSeq lists its product as uncharacterized. Gene Ontology annotation, molecular function: UFM1 ligase activity. Bases 1 to 642 code for a protein of 213 amino acids. The transcript has 6 exons. Gene Ontology annotation, cellular component: endoplasmic reticulum membrane. Lineage: Eukaryota; Discosea; Longamoebia; Acanthamoebidae. The record is from RefSeq and is a predicted model, not a curated record. Gene Ontology annotation, biological process: protein K69-linked ufmylation; response to endoplasmic reticulum stress; regulation of proteasomal ubiquitin-dependent protein catabolic process.